GCUCCGUCCCCCACGCCAGCAGGAGAUUCGUCUUGGUGUUCGUCUUGCCAAGCUUGCGUUGACUUCCGCGUCCAGGCGUUCAGGUUCAGGGAUGGAGGAAAUCGGCAAGAGGCGGCAUCAGCACCAGCACCACUUCGUGAUGGUGCACGGCGUCUGCCACGGCGCGUGGUGCUGGUACAGGGUGGCCGCGCUCCUGUCAUCCGCCGGCCACCGCGUCACGGCGCUCGACAUGGCCGCGUGCGGCGCCAGCCCCGGGCGCGCCGAGGAGGUGCCGUCCUUCGAGGAGUACAGCCGGCCGCUCCUCGACGCCGUGGCCGCGCUGCCGCCGGGGGAGCGAGCGGUCCUCGUCGGGCACAGCUUCGGCGGGCAGUGCCUCGCGCUCGCCAUGGAGAGGUACCCGGACAGGGUCGCCGUCGCGGUCUUCGCCUCGGCCGCCAUGCCUGCCUUGGGAAAGCCCAUGACCUUCGUCCUUGAAGAGUUCUCGCAAGAAACGGGACCAGAUUUCUACAUGGAUUGCACAUAUGGGGCUAGCAGCAAUCCUCAGUAUCCAGUGGAGACGCUUCUGCUAGGGCCAGAGUACUUGGCCAAGAGAUUGUAUCAGCUCAGCUCUCCUGAGGAUCUGACCUUGGCAAUGGCGAUGGUGAGACCAUCACAGUGGUUCGCGGACGAUGCAGUGCUGAAGGAGAACGUCCUAACAGCGGAGAGGUACGGUGCUGUGAGGCGGGUGUGCGUCGUCGCCGAGGACGACGCGUCGUGGUCGGCGGAGUUCCAGCGGAGGAUGGCGUCGUGGAACCCCGGCACGGAAGUGAGGGGGUUGAAGGGAGCUGAUCACAUGCUGAUGUUGUCAAAGCCAAGGGAGCUCUCAGAACUGCUUGUGGAGAUAGCUGACAAAUACCGUUCUGUCUAUACAUAAAUACCUGAUCGUAUAGCCAUCAGACAAAAAUUAUGAGUGUUCAAGUAUGAGUGCUGGAUUGUUCUUCAGAAAAUUGUCACAGGAAGUUUGCAUCUACGUUUUACUUAAAAAAAAAGUUUGCAUCUGCUAAA
This is a messenger RNA of Setaria italica (foxtail millet), 1044 nucleotides long. Its product is annotated as probable esterase PIR7A. Lineage: Eukaryota; Viridiplantae; Streptophyta; Magnoliopsida; Poales; Poaceae. The record is from RefSeq and is a predicted model, not a curated record. The transcript has 3 exons. Gene Ontology annotation, biological process: salicylic acid metabolic process; jasmonic acid metabolic process. Gene Ontology annotation, molecular function: methyl indole-3-acetate esterase activity; methyl salicylate esterase activity; methyl jasmonate esterase activity. The coding region runs from base 92 to 913 and encodes 273 amino acids.